AUGUUUCUAUUCCUAUCAUCGGUACCAUUGCAUCUCCUGUUCAACUCGGUCGUUUUCACACAGCUCCAGGCAAAUGAAUAUUCUGUUGUCCCUACUAUGGAAGACUGGAUUCAAGGGGGAGAGUAUAAUCUUGAAAAUUUCGACGAUUUAGCGCUCGAGAGUAGUUUGCAGAACAAAAUCUGGAUAAGAGAGUUCGAACAGUAUCGCGUCCAGCUUGACGAUACAGUGAAACUGAGCAAUGGGACUACUGUACCCAAGUACCAGAACAUGACUGCAGCGGAGUGCUUCAGCAAGUACGGUAAUCACUACGUUUCAGACGUUGGUAAUGUCUACCUGGUCCAAGCACAGCCAACAGUAUGGAAAAACCCCGGAAAAUCGGAACUCCGCCGAUUAGAAGGGGGAGGGUUUGAAUGGGCACAAAUCACAAACGAUUCAUCGAUCCUUGACGACCGGAAUGGCACGUACCACCGAGUGGACUUCAAUGCUACCCUCCCCUUUCCAAGCUCACCGCGCAGAUACCCAUCUAAUUUAUGGCGGUGUCAGUCGCACACAUCAACUGGAUGUGAUCCGGAUGACGAAAGCGAGAUCCCACGAGAUAGGUCGCAAUGGAAGCCGUACGGAAGCGAUCUAUCAUACUGUCUAGUUGAACAGGUCGAAGAGUUCUGCGAGCUACAAUUCAGCUUCGCGAUUGCGAUUCUGGUAAUCAUAUCCAACCUGGUCAAAGCCACUUGCAUGGCCAUUGCCCUCUGGAAAUGUGGAGGCCAUGGCGCAUUCGUAACCAUUGGGGAUGCCAUUGCCAGUUUUCUUGACAACCCGGAUCCCUCGACGAGCGGACGCUGUCUGCAAACCCGGCGUCAUGUUGAGUUGUGGUGGGAUUGGAACGAAUGGGCCAUGGGCAACUCAGAUAUUGCAAUGAAAAGAGAUCGCAGAAGGUUCAGGUCAAGAAGACGUAAAUGGGCAAUGGCGCCUAGCGAAAGGAGAUGGGUUGCUACGUACUGGUCUUACAGCGUCUUGUUCAUAGCGGGCAUUCCCCUAACAGUGCUAGCAUUGAAAAACAUGCCCCGGGACCCGAAAAAAUUGUGGGAAACUGGAUUUGGCACCAUACAGGGCAACAACCUACUCAACUUUGACACAUCGCUCAUGGGCGGCGUGCUCCUCGCCAAUACGCCCCAAGCGCUCCUUUCUUACAUGUAUCUCGCUUUCAACGCGCUCUACACAACCAUGUUCAUCUCGUCGGAAUGGGCGAGUUACAGUGUUCAGCGCAAGCCCUUGCGCGUCACAUCGCCUGUGGGCCAGCAGCGCCAUACAUACUGGCUCGGCGUGCCGUACCGCUACGCAAUACCAGUGACGCUGGUGUCUGGACUCUUCCACUGGCUCGCCUCGCAAAGUCUGUUCAAGGUACAGAUUUCCGUUACUGACAUGUUCACACGACAGGUCAAGGAUCAUAUCUCGACAUGUGGAUACUCGCCCGUUCCUAUCAUGCUGACAAUGGCGGUUGCGACUGUUGUUGGGGGAUCUGGCAUUGCUAUCAGUAGGAUAAGUUUCCCAUCAGGCAUGCCUCUGGCGGCUAGCAACUCGGCGGCGAUCAGUGCUGCGUGCCAUCCGCCAAAGGAAGAUAGCGAUGCCAGUGUCCUGCCUGUGCAAUGGGGCGCGGUUAGUCAUGAAAAUGACGGGGAAUUUACUCGAGAUGAGAAUGUCGGGCAUUGCUGUUUUACGAGUUUUCCAGUUGAGCCUCCGAUCGAGGGGCAUUUGUAUCAAUAGAGGAUCACUUCCACCUUGGCCUAGAACAAACAUCAAGAUCCGAAUAAAAUCAAAUAUCUGAGGUAAGAAGCACA
Bipolaris maydis ATCC 48331 is the source of this 1835-nucleotide messenger RNA. RefSeq lists its product as uncharacterized. The record is from RefSeq and is a predicted model, not a curated record. Lineage: Eukaryota; Fungi; Ascomycota; Dothideomycetes; Pleosporales; Pleosporaceae.